AAAGCUCCUUAUACUCCAGUGGUGCCUUGAAGUCACUUUCUUACUUAUAUGGGCACCGUGUAGAUAGGGAACCUUACCAAUUUAGGAAUGGUUCAAUAGUGCGUGUUUUUGUUAUCCUGGAAGAUAUGAUUCUUUGAGAAUAUGAUUCCCUUUUCCUUCCAUGACUUCCCUUGAAAGUGGAAACGCGAAUGAAUUGCUUGUAAUGACGUGUAUUCUGCAUCUUUGAUUUUAUAUAUUCCAGAAAAUGCCCAACCACAAACGUAACCUUUUCAUCCAUCAUAAAUACCCAUCAAAUGUCUAAGCUAUGUAGUCAACUACUCGAGCUUCUUGCACUUGUUUUGAGUCUUUUGAGAUCAUCCGAGAAUGAGUGUUCAAGGAAAGCCUGCAUUAGUUGGCCCAUGGGGAGGCCAAGGUGGUCAUGCCUGGGAUGAUGGAAUGUUCACCACAGUAAGGCAAAUAAACAUAGCGCAUGGCUCUAGCAUAGACUCCAUCCAAGUUGAGUAUGACAAGAAUGGAAGCUCGUUGUGGUCUGAAAAACAUGGAGGAAACGGAGGCUCGAAGUUUGAAAAGGUGACACUUGAUUACCCGCAUGAGUAUUUGACUUCAGUACAUGGAACCUAUGGCAGCUAUGACAUCUGGGGACAUGUAUGUGUUCGGUCGCUUACCUUUGAGAGCAACCGCAAAAAGUAUGGACCAUUUGGAGUUGAGUCAGGCACAUGUUUCUCAUUGCCAAAAUCAGAGUCGAAGGUUACUGGUUUCCAUGGGAAGGCUGGUUCGUAUUUAGAUGCUAUUGGUGUUCACCUUCAACAAAUUCCUAAAGAGGAUAAUCCCUCCUCGAGAAUUGUCAUGCACUCACAUCAGAAUGUCCACAGUGGUGAUAAGGACUUCGAAUACUCAGUGAUUCAAGGAAGUGUAGGUCAAAACUUUGAUAUAUUUGUUGCACUCAAGAAGAAAGAUUCAACUUUGCCUUCUCAUCAACCCCGUGAACACGCAGGUGCUGAGAUCACCAAAAAUAAGGUGGUGACAGAUACUGAGAAGGCGCAGCCAAAAGCUGGAGGUGGUGCAAAAACAUAUGGACCAUGGGGUGGAGCCGGUGGAAUCGUAUUUGACGAUGGGAUUUAUACCGGUAUUAGACAAAUCAAUUUGUCACGCAGUGUAGGGAUUGUAUCUAUGAAGGUGUGUUAUGAUUCUAGAGGACAAGCUGUGUGGGGAAGCAAGCAUGGUGGCAGGGGAAGUUUCAAACAUGAAAAGAUUGUAUUUGAUUACCCAUCGGAGAUUUUAACACAUGUAACGGGAACAUAUGGACCGUUGAUCUACAUGGGACCUAAUGUGAUUAAGUCACUGACUUUCCAUACCAACAAAGGAAAGCAUGGACCUUUUGGAGAAGAACAAGGACCUUCUUUUACUCAUAAAACGAAUGAUGCUAAAGUUGUUGGAUUCCUUGGAAGAGAGGGUUUGUUUCUUGAUGCAAUUGGUGUUCAUGUUAUGGAUUGCAAAAUAAGUCCCCUCAAGCCAUCUCCUCACAAUGCAAUUGUUCCACAUAAUAACUCUGGUGUUGCGGUAAUCGAAAAUUCCCCAUGGGCUAACAAGCUAGUCCUUGCAGCAAACGGCCGUGGUGAAGAGUUUGAGCGUGGAGUCGUCAAAGAACCAACACCGAGCGGGCCUGGACCGUGGGGAGGCAACGGAGGUAAACCCUGGGACGAUGGUGUAUAUUCAGGGAUCAAGCAGAUAUUUGUAACAAGAGGAAAUGAUGCUAUAUCUUCAUUACAAGUCGAGUAUGAUAGAAAUGGACAAUCUGUUUGGUCCGUUAAACAUGGUGGUAACAAUGGAGUCUUCACACACAGGAUAAAACUCGAGUAUCCAAACGAGAUGCUCACCUGCAUUUCAGGGUAUUACGGACCUCUGAACAAUUCAGACAAAACUAACGUUGUCAAGUCUCUGAGUUUCUACACGAGCCGUGGCAAGUACGGUCCUUACGGUGAAGAGACCGGAACUUAUUUCACUUCAACUACAACGCAAGGAAAAGUGUUGGGUUUACAUGGUAGAAGCAGCGCUUACUUGGACGCCAUUGGAGUUCAUAUGCAGCACUGGCUCGGCAACAACAGUAAGCCUCAAUACAACAGAGCUUCCUGUUUCAAGGUCUACUGACAAUCUUGUCUGCACAAAACAAGAUAUGGUCGCAAGAGUUGCAAGUAAAAUAAACAUCGAGUUUCCUUUCCAGAUAAAUAACAUUGCUGUUUCUAUAAACAGAUGAACACCAAAAGCAAGAUAAACAAGAAGAGAGUGUAAAAUAAAAUGUAACAACAUUAGCAUCUCCAUGCUAAAUUCUGUUUAAUGAUAACUAUUUUGUUGUUCGUGAGUGAACUUUUGCGUGUUGCAACA
Molecule: messenger RNA, 2382 nt
Organism: Brassica oleracea var. oleracea
Lineage: Eukaryota; Viridiplantae; Streptophyta; Magnoliopsida; Brassicales; Brassicaceae
Product: jacalin-related lectin 3
Exons: 7
Coding region: 364-2148 (594 amino acids)
Molecular function (GO): carbohydrate binding
Source: RefSeq, a predicted model, not a curated record